Gadus morhua (Atlantic cod) is the source of this 811-nucleotide messenger RNA. RefSeq names its product polysaccharide biosynthesis domain containing 1 (gene pbdc1). The transcript has 7 exons. Gene Ontology annotation, cellular component: cytoplasm. The record is from RefSeq and is a predicted model, not a curated record. The coding region runs from base 31 to 534 and encodes 167 amino acids. NCBI's taxonomy places the organism in Eukaryota, Metazoa, Chordata, Actinopteri, Gadiformes, Gadidae.
GGGAGCAGUUUUCUUAUCGAAUCGAGAGAAAUGGCGUCGGACAGUGGAAUCGCUUCUCUGGGGGUUGAGGGUGCAGCGUCAGCGGCACAUGUGCUGUCUCUACCGGCAGACUCCUUUGGGAAUAACCCCCAAGUGGAGGUUAUGUGGGCGAUGAAGGCCUACAACCACGCAGAAGUCUACUUCAACCUCAUCUCUUCCGUGGACCCCAAGUUCCUGAAGCUGACCAAGGUGGAUGACACCAUCUACACGGCUUUCAGGGAAACCUUCAAGGACAUGGACAUCAAGCUGCUCCACCCAGACCUGCUAAAGUCUGCCGAAGCAAAGGAGACUUGGCGUCCAUUUUGUAACCAAUUCGAGGACGUCAUCGAAGACUUCAACUACGGAACCCUUCUCCGUCUGAACUGUGAGCAAGACUACACGGAGGAGAACACGAUAUUCGCCACCAGGAUCCAGUUCUUCGCCAUUGAAAUCGCCCGAAACAGAGAAGGACUCAACACCCCUGUCUUUACAGCCAAGACCAACAAUAAGAGUUAGCUUCUGACUGACCCUGCACACAGACCAUCCCUGAAGCUUCCCCAAGAAUUCAUGGACUUCAAUAUUAAAAAAACUUAAGUCAGGUCCUUGGGUCAUCCCCUCUAAUCCCAUUAAUUUGAAAAUGCUCCUUUUAAUUUUUGCUGGUGGUGACCGCCCUAGAAAACUAUUGGAAUCAAAUCAAGGUUUUUCGCCUCAAACGUUAUCCAUAAAUCUUCUUGUUAUAUUUAUAUUUUCCCAAUUAUUUCCAUGUAUUGUACAUUACACUGUGCCGACCAUA